UAAAAUUUAUUUUCUUUUAGCAUUUCUCACUUUCCAUCUAAAGGAUGUCACUGAUGAGACUUGGAUAGGAUUAAAUGAUAAUAAUUCAUAUGUUUGGACAGAUGGAAGCCCUUAUGAUUAUGCAUGUUGGGCAAGAGGAUUCCCUUUGGAUAAAUACAGUAGAGUUGGCUGGAAGACUGCCUGUAUUGCAAUGACGAUAAGAUCUGUAAAUGAAGCAGGGAAGUGGGAGAACGCAGACUGCCGUCACAGCAAAAGCUAUAUUUGCCAGAUGGACAGCAAGCCUGAACUAUUCCAUUCCACAAUUGCUCCAGAUUCUGACUUCUUCCGUUAUGGUAACAGUAGCUAUUUAAUCAUUCCUUCUAAAAUGAGUUGGGAAGAAGCAAGAAAAGCCUGCAGGGAGAAAUCUUCAGAGCUUGCCAGCAUUUCAGAUUAUUACAGUAAUAUAUUUCUCCUGCUCCAGGCAGCACAAUAUGGCAAGCCCUUAUGGAUUGGACUCAACAGCAAUAUGGGUUAUGGAUACUACAGAUGGAGCGAUAAACGGAAAAUUGAUUUUUCUAAUUGGCACUAUGGAGAACCAAAAGAGAAAAUAGCAUGUGUCUUCCUAGAGCUUAGUGGGGAAUGGAAAACAGCACCUUGUAAUGAAAAACACUUUUCUGCCUGCAAAAAAUCUGAGGAUAUACUUCCUUCUGAUCCUCCACAGGAUAUUGGAAGAUGUCCUCAGUCAGGUCACAUAGCUUGGAUUCCUUUCCGAAGCUACUGCUAUUACUUUAAUGCCAAUGAAAUGAGCUGGGUUCAGUCUGUGACUCAAUGCAUUCAGUCAGGUGGAAUGCUGACUUCUGUAGAAGACUUGGCUGAAUCCAACUUCCUGGCGGAACAUGCAGACUUAUACACAAGCAAGACAAGUGGCUUUUGGAUAGGAUUAUACAGAAAUAUAAAUGGGCAGCUGCUCUGGCAGGACAGCAGUGCGCUGGACUUUGUCAACUGGGGUGAAGCGGAGCCCUUGGAAGAGCAGCGUGAGAAUGAGUACUGUGUGCAGCUCUCUGCCUCCUCUGGGUCCUGGAAUAGCAUCCCUUGCUCCUCCAGAAAGGGGUUUAUCUGUAAGACACCAAAGACUAUUCCUGAAGCAGUUGCAAAUGUGAAAGGUGGCCAAAAGGACAACAAUCAGAGCACUGUUUGGAUACUCCUUAUUCUGGUUCUCGUCAUUUUAGUAGGCAUGGGCAUCAUGGUUUAUUUCUUCUUCAAGAUGAAAAUCCAGAAUGAGGCUGACCAAGCAGCGGGGCAGCACAGCAUGCUGCUGGAGUACAGCAGUGCCCCGGCCAGAGAGAACAAUGAAAACAAUCCUGCCAGCAGCUAAGGAGGAAGUGAACGCAGUGCUGUGUAAUGUGAUAACACAGCUACUCUAUAAAUCCAAGCUUGAAAAGUAACCUAGCUAGAACAAACAAAUCUUAGUAGAAGUUGCAUGUACCAACAUACAACUUGAACUAAAGCAGCAAUUAUUCUUUUUGUAUGGGUUGGGCACUAUAGAGCAUCUGUAAGUGAGAUAUCUGUUCUUCAUUCAUGGCUUCAACUUAGAUUAGACAUACCCUACAACUUUGAAUAUAUUGCAUUAACUAUGAGACUAUAAAGGAUCUGUCUAUCUGUAAAUAAAAGAUCUAUAUCUUAUGUAAUGGUACUUAAGUGUUGUUGAAUUAGCAUAUGGAGAUGUUAUCUGAUUGGUGAUUUAAUGUGUCACUAAGCUUGAGAGGCUAACAGGAAGAAACAUGAAAACAAGUCAUAUAACUAAGAAGAAAUAUAAAUAAGCCAUAAAAUAACAUAUAUGACAAAUAAAGCUGUUAGAGUCUAUUCCUGUUUUUAUUUCGCUUGGCAGCUCAUUUUUGGAUGUCUUCUCUCAUUAUCCUUCAGCUCUCUGACUGAGCUGAAGGCAGGACACUGUGUCCAUGCCUCUCCUGAGAAAACAGCCCAGCAAGGAGCUGAGCAUAGAGCAGUACAUUGGCAGCGUGCUGCCUUACAGGAUUACUGUGCUGUUUGUUGUCUCUAAAAUCCAUAUGUAUGGCUAACUGCAAAAUGAAACAAAAAAGAUUUCAAGGAUUUCUGGGGAAAACAGACCCUUGAAAAGCUCAUAAGAACUGUACAAGAGAGGUCAUUGGGAAGGAAAGAUGCCUAUGAUAUUAGACUCAUGGCUGGCAGAUGUUGCUGUCAAACGAAAAAUAUUGUAGAGAUCAGGGAAUGAAGGGCAUUCUGUGCUUGAGAUAUUUUUACUGAGCCCUGUUCAUCUUGCACAUUUUUUUCCUUUGUAUAAAUUACAACAUGUACCCAUGUUUAUCUUUUUUUUAAGUACUGACACUGAUUUCAGUCAAGUGCUGCUUGAUGGCCAGUGAUAUACCAUAAGCAAACAAAAAAAGUAAACAAAUGAAUAAAACCCCCAUAAAUAUAACAAAUAAUGUCAUUAUAGAUCUCAUAUUUUGAUAGCUGAUAUUGGUAACACACCUCUGUACACUAUAAAUGGUUUUCUUCUCACAUAUUAAGUGACGCUUUAGCUGUGCAGAAUUUAUUAUGAAUUUGUCUAAAUAACAAAGCUGCAAAAAGUAUGAGAAAUUCUGAAGGCAAUUUCUGCUGAAUAUUUUUCCUUCAAAACAAAGGAUUUUAUUUUUCCUUACACCAUGGCUAAAUUUGAUUUUCUCUUAGUAAAGAGUUACAGUUCAUUUCUUUGAGAUUAUUUCUCUUUCUUUGUCUCACACUUGGUGCAAUAAAUGAAUUUUUAAGUGUUAAAAUACAUUCACACUUUAUGGAUUAAAUACUUUUGAAAGGUUGCUUCCUGUAUGGAAACUGUUGAGUCACAGCCUGAACCACUGAUUGAUCACCUGAGACAAGCACUGAGUCAGUCAUGGGAGCACAGGUGAAGGCGAUUCAACUGUGUGACUGGAAGGGGUGGAGCCUGGCUGCACCUCUCUUAGAUCCCCUGACUGCCGCUGGGGAUGGAUCUCCUUUUGGAGAUCCCUCCUUUUACAUUUUUCUACUGCUGGUCUAGGACACAGGUGAGCAUUUCAUUUUUGAUUGUCUCUUUCCACCACGAUAAUCUUUCUAACUAAAAACCUAUGAAAUACUAUUCUAACCGUGCUACUCUUCUAACUGUACAUUUGCGUUCUGUACAUUUUCAAACUGUUUUGUUGUUAAAAUUACUGGUUAACAGAAAGAUUUGUGAAGAUUUGGCUAAUUUGUAUUGGCUCUCCUGAGUCAAAUUCAUGUGAAAUUAUGGCACUGUAUUUUUACUGUUUGUCACUGAAAAUGAAGGUUCAGAUGCGAAGUGUGAAUUCUGUAAUUAUUUAUAUAUUUGAAAAAUAUCACGUGACAGGAUAUUUCCUUAUUUAGCAUCAAGUUUUUUCUGUCAAACAAAAUUCUCUAAAGCUGAGAAGGACCCAGCACCAAUUUUUAUUUUAACAUUUCUACUGCAGCAUUAAGCUUAUCUCUUUGUGAUUAAGAAGAAAGAAAUGAAAUACUUGACUUCUGCAAUCUUAAUUUUCUUCUCUUUCAUUACUACUGAUUUUCUGGCAAUUGACAAUGAAAUAUUUUUAAUAUAUAAUGAGGAUAGUAAGCUGUGCCUAAUUGCUCAGAGUUCUCAUGCAGUCACAAUAGCUGCUUGCAAAAAAAACAGUGAAUUACAGAAAUUCAGGUGGGUGUCCGACCACCAGGUGAUGAGCGUGGCAUUUGCACAAUGUCUGGGAGUGCACUACAAGCAAGACCAGGCUAAAAUUUCUUUGUAUCCCUGCAACAAAGAAAGUGAAUUCCAAAAAUGGGGCUGCAGAAACUCAAGCUUGGUAAUCCUUGGAGAGAACUUAUUUCUCAGUGUUGGUAAAAGAAAGAAAGAUCAUGUUGUACUGGACUCAGGAUCAGAUACAAUGAACAAAUGGAAGAUCUAUGGAACCAUGGAUGACUUGUGUUCUCAAGGCCAUAAAGAUCUAUUUACGCUGCUAGGAAACUCCCAUGGAGCUCCAUGCACCUUCCCUUUCCAACUGAAUGGGAAGUGGUAUGCAGGGUGCACAGAUGCUGGCCGGUUGGAUGGCUUGCUGUGGUGCGCAACGACCCCCAACUUUGACAUUGACCACUUGUAUGGGUUCUGUCCCAUUGGCAGUAAGUCCUAAAUGCUGAUGUAGGUGCUGUAAUGCAACGCUAUUAG
This is a messenger RNA of Meleagris gallopavo (turkey), 4174 nucleotides long. NCBI's taxonomy places the organism in Eukaryota, Metazoa, Chordata, Aves, Galliformes, Phasianidae. The record is from RefSeq and is a predicted model, not a curated record.